GAUAAGAUAAAGUUCAUUUCACAACCAAUAGCUUGUUAAAGAGGGUGAACCCAUGACCCUGAACACGAACAAGACCAUGCAACCUUUUGCCCCUGAUUGAUUUGUUAUACAAAAUGUUACAGCUAGGAAUUUCAAGGCAAAUCCCAAAGAAGUAGUGUCAUGGCUUGUCAUGAUCCCCUAAUUAUGUGCUGUUUUUCUCCCUGUUAAUGUUUCUCCUGAUAAGAAAGAAACAGAACAAGCAGCAGAUCCCUCCAACGCCUCCCAGGCUUCCAAUUAUAGGUAACUUGCACCAACUUGGAGAUUUGUCUCAUCGAUCUUUAUGGCAACUCUCCAAGAAAUAUGCUCCUGUCAUCCUUCUUAAACUUGGUGCUGUACCAGCGGUGGUUAUCUCCUCAGCCAUGGCUGCAAAAGAGGUCUUGAAAACUAAUGACCUACAUGCUUGCAGUAGACCUGUCUUGGUUGGCAAUGGGAGGCUAUCUUACAGCUAUUCUGAUGUAUCCUUCACAUACACCUAUGGAGAUUAUUGGAGGAAGAUGCGAAAGAUUUGUGUUCUUGAACACUUCAGCGCCAGGAGGGGGCAGUCAUUUCUGUUCAUAAGAGAAGAAGAGGUUGCUUUGUUAAUUGACACCAUCUCUGCAUGUUCUUUUUCAGCAACCCCUGUUGACCUCAGUGAAAAGAUUUUGUCUUUCACUGCAAACAUUACUUGUAGGGCAGCUUUUGGAAAGAGUUUUCAAGAGAUCAAAGGGUUGGAUGGAAAAAGAUUUGAAGUAAUUCGUGAAGUCUCUGCAAUAUUGGCAAGCUUCUCUGCCACUGAUUUCUUUCCCAAAGUCGGUUGGAUUAUAGAGAGACUCACAGGUCUCCUCCAUUCAAGAAUUGAAAGAAGUUUUCGGGAACUGGAUGUUUUGUACCAAAGAGUUACAGAUGAUCACAUCAAAUUAGAGGAGGAACAAGAAGAUAUUGUUGGUGGCCGGCUGAUGGUAUAGAGAGAUCAAGCUGAAUUUGGUACAGGUCAAUUCACCCAUGAUCACAUCAAUGCAACACUAAUGGUAAGCCACAUGUUCA
Molecule: messenger RNA, 1062 nt
Organism: Populus euphratica (Euphrates poplar)
Lineage: Eukaryota; Viridiplantae; Streptophyta; Magnoliopsida; Malpighiales; Salicaceae
Product: cytochrome P450 71B36-like
Exons: 2
Coding region: 207-983 (258 amino acids)
Molecular function (GO): heme binding; iron ion binding; monooxygenase activity
Source: RefSeq, a predicted model, not a curated record